This is a messenger RNA of Penicillium diatomitis, 1974 nucleotides long. RefSeq lists its product as uncharacterized. The transcript has a single exon. The coding region runs from base 1 to 1974 and encodes 657 amino acids. The record is from RefSeq and is a predicted model, not a curated record. NCBI's taxonomy places the organism in Eukaryota, Fungi, Ascomycota, Eurotiomycetes, Eurotiales, Aspergillaceae.
AUGGCUCGCAAUCGCCCUCUGCCACUCUCCGACGAGUGGGAGAGUCCCGACCAAUACAUCGGAGCACUCCUCGGCUUUGCGACCACCAAUGUCCUGUUUAUGAAUCUUUGCGGCGGCGUGCACAUGGUCGACUUUUUGACCCGCAAACCCGAUCUAUAUACGACUCUGAUCCCACAAGACUGGCGGACUUUCUUCGAGCAUCACGACAUCCACGACAUCAUACACCUCCUUUUGCGCGAGGACAUUGACCCCUUGCGCUCAAAGUACACCGACGGCCCCGCGAGCGACGAUGCCCGCACCACGUGGAAGGAUGGCGCAUUCCCCCCGCAAAGCCUGCUGGACUACAUCCGUGAUGUUCGCCGACUGAGUCUGCGCCGAGAAUAUAACUCGCAGUCUCCCCGAGCCAAACUCCCGAGACAUGUUGCUGUUGGGAUGAAAACGAAAAAGGAGCACGAAGUCGAAUGCUUUUCGGGCUAUGUCGCAUCGCUCUCGGAUACCGUGGCCGAGCGUCGCGACGAGCCCGUCACCCAUAUUGUUGAUUUCGGAUCCGGGCGAAAUUAUCUCGGUCGUACCUUGGCUAGUGCGCCCUACCAUAAGCAUAUCAUCGCGAUCGAGAGGCAACAUCAGUAUAUUGCUGGCGCAAAGGGUAUUGAUGUCUCGGCCAAGCUGCGCGAGAGGGAAAAGGCCAAAAAAGUGGUUGUUCCUCGCCGGGAAACCUCCUGCGUGGACUGCAACGAUGUGGAUAUGAAGACCGGACCUAGCGACAUAAAAUUCGAGGAACAUGGGGUACCAGUCGUGGAAAGGCCAAGACCUCGGUCGUCUGAGGGCCCGGGCCCAGCGCCACAGGAAGAGCCCACGAAUGGAGAGGAUAGUGUGACCAUGUUCAAGAUGCUCGGGGAUAUCAAGCUCGAACCGCAUGAGCUUCUUGGGUCGAUGACGAAGGGUUCCCAGAAGCCGAAGCGUGAGCAUCUGAUCGACACGGGAGGCACUAUAAGUUAUAUCGAACACGACAUUCAGGACGGAUACCUCGAACCUAUCAUCGACCACGUCGUCAACCCUACGGCUCCUGUGACACGGGGUGAGUCCUCCUCAGAGGAAACCAACCCCCCUUCUCAGUCCCAACUUGACAGUCCACAACCAAAAGACGCCCGUGUCAUGGUUGUCUCCCUUCAUUCAUGCGGCAACCUAGUUCACCAUGGCGUUCGCUCCCUCAUCCUCAAUCCCUCCGUGGUUGCAGUCGCCAUGAUCGGCUGCUGCUACAAUCUCAUGACUGAACGUCUCGGCCCGGCAACCUACAAGCUCCCCGUUCUCCGCUCCCUUCACCCCCGUCUCCAAGCAACCGGGAACUCCUACGACCCCCACGGCUUCCCCAUGUCCAAACACUUCGAAACCUACGAAAGCCCCGGUACAGUCGGUAUGAAAUUCAAUAUCACAGCGCGUAUGAUGGCCGUCCAAGCCCCAUAUAACUGGGGCCACGACGACAGCGAAACUUUCUUCACCCGCCAUCUCUUCCGCGCUCUUCUCCAACGCAUCUUCGUCGACAAGGGCGUUGCUCCCAAGCCCGGGAUCCCCGAAGAUCUAUACGCCGACGACCAAAGCGGCGAGUCCAACGCCGCUGUGAUUAUCGGCUCCUUGCCUAAACGUGCAUUCGAGUCCUUCCCCACGUACGUCCGAGCGGCGUCUGCUCGUCUCCUCCGCGACCCCAAGCACGCGGCUCGUGUACAAGAGCGCAUUGUCACCAUGACGGAUGAGGAGAUUCGUCAGUACGAGCUGGAUGAUCCUACGAGCAAGCAGCAUCUGAGUGUCGUGUGGAGUUUGAUGGCGUUUAGCGCCCAGGUGGUGGAAGCGGUCAUUGUUGUGGACCGGUGGCAAUUCCUGCGAGAACAUGACUCUGUCAAGGAGUGUUGGGUCGAGCCCGUCUUUGAGUACAGUGAGAGUCCGCGCAACUUGGCGGUGAUUGGCAUCAAAAAAUGA